Molecule: messenger RNA, 3009 nt
Organism: Mytilus californianus (California mussel)
Lineage: Eukaryota; Metazoa; Mollusca; Bivalvia; Mytilida; Mytilidae
Product: toll-like receptor 4
Exons: 1
Coding region: 62-2695 (877 amino acids)
Biological process (GO): toll-like receptor signaling pathway; inflammatory response; immune response
Cellular component (GO): membrane
Molecular function (GO): protein binding; transmembrane signaling receptor activity
Source: RefSeq, a predicted model, not a curated record
ACUUUGCGGUUAUCUAUUUAUUUUAAUUGCAUUGCAUUGUGAAAAAAAUUUGGUACUGUGCAUGUCUGAUGUCAUACAAGGUCUAUCAUUGUUGAAUUUCAAAAUAAUUGGAAAUGAUAAAACCUUCUACUAUCGAUGUUCUACUAAUCCUAAAUGCAAAUGUUCCAAUAUUACUGAUGAAAUUUUAGCCGACUGUUCCGCCUUAAAUUUAACAAAAUCUCCAUAUUUUGACGAAGGAGUUGUGUCGGUUAAUCUCAGUUGUAAUUUGCUCACAUAUCUUCCAGAAGAAGGAUAUUUACCGGCAAAGCUGAAAUAUUUAGAUUUAGCAAAAAAUAAGAUUUCAAAAUUCAGGAAAGAAGAGUUUGCUCCAUUUUCUACUACACGCAAUAUUAUAAGCUUAAAUUUGUCCAGCAAUUUAUUAUCGCUAGAUGUUGAUACAUAUCCCCCAGGAGUAUUUCAUAAUCUGAAAUAUUUACAGUAUUUAGAUAUUUCAAACAAUUCAAACGAAAACAAGCAAUAUUAUUGUCCAGACGAAGCAUUUCAAGAUCUUUCUUCUCUUCAAAGUUUGUUAAUCGAUGGAGUUAAAAAUGUAACGUUUGGCAAAGGAUUUUCUACUCUGAAUAAUCUCACCUUACUGAAAGUAACUGGAAUCGCUGCGAAAGGUAGCAUAAGCAGAGAAUAUUUUGACAAUUUCCCUAACCUGGAAUACCUCGAUAUAUCCGCUACAACAGAGUGGCGCAGAAUUAUUGACUUUGCCCUUACAAUAUUUGAAAAGGGUGCACUACUGAAGCUUACUAAAUUGCAGUAUCUAGACAUAUCAUAUCAUCGAAAACUGCGUAUGUGUGGGUUUAAAAAUGUGACGUAUGACCUUCCAUACACUUCAAUCCGUAUACUUAAAGCAAAUUAUCUUGAAUGUGAAAGAUCAGUAAGUACCGUGUUAUUUGUUGAUGAUAUAAAGCCUUUGAAUUCUACAAAGCUUGAAGUAUUAUUUCUUGAUGGAAAUAAUCUAGAAGAAACUGAUCUCUAUGUACCACGAUAUCUACCACAGUCUUUGCACUAUUUCAGCGCUAGAGAUAAUAGAUGGGUUGUUUCUAGAUAUGCUUAUUAUUACAUUCCUGGAUUGAGUGGUAUCAAAACUGUUGAUUUAAGUUUUCAAAAUAAACAUCAGAUGUCGCAGUCAAAAAAUUCCUGGUAUUGCACCGAAUAUUAUCAUGAAACUUCACACUGCGUAUGUGAUAGACUACCGAUUCAGGCAAAUAAAAAGGUCAUUCACUGGAAUCAAAAUGAAGAAAUUUCAUAUUUUACAAACAACUUAAAAUAUAGCCAAUUGAUAACAGCAUGCAUUCCAUACACUUAUGCGAACUUUCAAUUUGUAUUGGUUCCUCCAAAUACAGAAACAAUCAUAAUAGAAAGUACAAAAAUAGGAGACAAUAUACCACCUGUUUAUUUUAGUUCAUCUUCUGUGAAGAAAAUUUUACUGCAAAACAAUCAGCUUUACUCUUUUACAGGCCCAAUAUGUAAUUUAACACUGCUACAAUAUCUUGAUUUGUCCAAUAACAGAGCUGUUGAUAUAUCAAGCUAUGUCUUUGGUUCCCUAGUAGGCCUCAAACACUUAGGAAUCGACAACAACCUACUGGGUUAUUCCAACAUUUUUCAGGAUAACAGUUCGGUUUGUAUUUUUGAAAAUCAAACCAACUUGAUGUUUCUUAACAUGUCGUCGAAUCGAAUAUCGAUUUUAUUCAAGAAUUUUCUGUUCAGGGCAUCUAAACUGAAGACUCUUCUAUUAGACCACAACUUACUUACGGACUGGAAUAUUUCUAUUCAUCAUAUGGAAGACUUAAUGUUUAUAGAUAUAAGUUGGAAUCAGAUAUUAUAUUUGUCUAGUGACGGCAUGAAUUUACUUGAAAAAGCCUUUCAUUUGAAUAUCACAAUAGAUAUGUCGCACAACCCCUUUGAGUGUUCUUGCGAUUCAAUGAUUUUUUUGAAAUGGCUUGAGUUGCAUAGAAAGUAUUUAAAAGGUUUUGGUAAUUAUUCAUGCAUAUAUUUGCAUAAAUCAAUAAAUAUAUUUGAAGCAAACUUUCAUUUGAAAAAGGAUUGUUAUUCAUAUGUUGGAGUAAUUGUUUCAGUGACAAUAGGAAUUAUUGUCUUUCUGGGAACUAUUUGUUCUAUGAUUAUUUACCGAAAUCGAUGGAAAUUACGAUACUGGUAUUAUGUUUUGAAAGGAAAAUAUGGUAUAGAUCAUGAUAAGACUGAUGGCAAUUUUCAAUUCGACGCUUUCGUAUCUUAUGCUGAAAAUGACAGAUGGUUUCCGAAAGAUUAUAUGAUAGACUUUCUCGAGAAACAUAAAGGAUUGCGCUUGUGCAUUCACCACAGAGACUUUAUCGCAGGAAGUGCCAUUGCUGAAAAUAUAACAAAUGCUAUCCACAACAGCCGGAAAUUUGUCUGCAUUCUCACAAAUAAUUUUCUCGAGUCAAAAUGGUGUAUGUAUGAAUUUAAUAUAGCGCUUGAGGAUAUUGUAGUCUCAAGACAAGGAAGAAAUAGCAUAAUUAUUGUUCAACUAUUGAGAACAGAAAUAACAAAAAUUCCUCGAGAAAUGAGGUAUAUAAUGAACGAUGACACUUACCUUGAUUAUCCAGAGGACGAAGAAGACAGGGUUAUCUUUUGGGAAAGUUUUGAAAGAGAUUUGAAAUUUUAGUUCGCAACAGAUAUGUUUUAAAUCGUUUUAAACAAGAACAAGUUAUGUGGACUAUAACCAGUGUCAACAGAGACGUUUGAGAUUAUAUAAAGCAGUGUCAUAAAUUUGUAUUUGGUUGAUUUGAGUAAAGGUCCAUUAAUCAAAUCUGCCUUACUACGGCUUUGCCCUUUUUAUACAAAUACUGCUCGAACAGAAGAGGAAGAACGACUGCAUUCGACCUUACCGAUGUUAACCUAUACUAUGUGUCGGUGUUUCAACUCACUACCGAAAUGUUUUCACGAUUUUAUGUACCAGUAAAGUAGUUUUAUAUGUAA